AUGGCGGCACAAGAGAACCUCCAGAGGGCUGCGGUUCUCGUGGCCCCCAGCAAGAACCCCGAGUUCAACGUCCAGCUCGUGCCCCGGCCCGUCCCCGGGCCCAACGAAGUCCUCGUCCGCCUGUCGCUGACCAGCAUCUGCGGCUCCGACUACGGCCUGGCGUCAGGCGAGCUGGGCGAGACGCGCACGAUCCUGGGCCACGAGGGCGUGGGCCGCGUCGUCGAGCUGGGAUCCGGCGUGCCCGCGAUCGACCCGUCGGUGCAGGUCGGGCAGCGCGUGGGCGUCGGCUGGGCGCGCGACGCCUGCGGCGCCUGCGGGUGGUGCACGACGCUCGCGCAGGACGGCGAGACGCGCUGCGCCGAGCGCGUGACCUCGGGCCGCGUCGUCGACGGCACGUUUGCCGAGUACACCGUCGUGCCGGCGCGGUACCUGUGCCGCAUCCCCGCGGCCUACGACGGCGUGCCGGACGAGCACGUCGCGCCCGUGUGCUGCGGCGGCGUGACGGCGUACAAGGCCAUCAAGGGCUGCGGCGUCGUGCCGGGCCGCUGGAUCGCCGUGUCGGGCGCCGGCGGCGGCGUCGGCGCGCUGGCCGUCGCGUUCGCGCGCGCCAUGGGGUACCGGGUCGUCGGCGUCGACGCCGGCGCCGACAAGGGCCGCUUCUGCCUCGAGCAGGGCGCCGAGCACUUUGUCGACAUCACGGCGCUGGCCGCGGGCGAGGACCCGGGCCCCGAGGUCAGGCGGCUGACGGGCACCGAGGGCGUCGACGCCGUCAUCGUCACCUCGGGCGCGGCCGCGGCCUACCAGGCCGCCUUCUCCAUGCUGGGGCCCUUCGGCACGCUCAUGUGCGUCGGCCUGCCGCCGGCGGACCGCCUCGUCCACUUCCACCCGGCCAUGUGCGUCGCCUUCGGGUGGCAGGUCAAGGGCUCGGCCGUGGGCACGCGGCGCGACAUCCUCGAGGCGCUCGAGUUUGUGCGCCGGGGGCUCGUCACGCCCCGGACGGAAUGGGGCCGGCUGGAGGACAUGACGACGCUGCUGGAGAAUGUCGUGCGCGGCAAGAUCUUGGGCAAGUAUGUGAUCAAGCUGGACGGCGAGGAUUCAUCAAAGACGACCGAAGCUCCGGCCUCGUGA
Molecule: messenger RNA, 1128 nt
Organism: Thyridium curvatum
Lineage: Eukaryota; Fungi; Ascomycota; Sordariomycetes; Thyridiales; Thyridiaceae
Exons: 3
Coding region: 1-1128 (375 amino acids)
Molecular function (GO): zinc ion binding; oxidoreductase activity
Source: RefSeq, a predicted model, not a curated record